CAGGUGCCAGGAAGCCUUGGGCAACGCUGGUAGCUGCUGCAGCAUCUAGUUGCACAGAGAUGGGGUAAAGGGAACUAUGGGGAGCUUCUUGGAUGCCUAGAACGGGUUGCACAGGCAUUGUGCCUACGGGAUGACCCCAUAUCAUGUCUCUGCUCUGCUGAGCCCCUCUUGACUGGCUGCCAUGAGUUCUGUGUACCCCAGCUCCCUAUUACAAACACGAGAGUCCUGGGCAACCUGUGGGGUGUCAAUGGGUCUCUUUAAGAGCGGGGCUGGAAAGGUGAGUCAGGGCCACCAGAAAGCAGGAGGGUGAGCUCAUGGCAAAGCUGCCCCAGUCAUGUGGAGCAGCCACAGCUGUUGGUGCCCUUGGGCUGUGGAACGGAGGGGCCGGCAGCAUAAAGCCCCACAGCCAGUGGAGCUGCCGGCAGCACCAGGAGCCAGGACCGGGCACUCCUGCCUGUGGUAGCAAGGAGAAAAGGAUACAUCCUGCACGGGACUGUGUGCUGUGGGCAGACAUGGAGCUGGAUGUGGAACGGGCCAAGGAGCUCAUCGAGCAGAAGCUGGCAGAGGAGGAGGAAGAGGAGAAGAGACCCAAAGGGAAUGGUGCAUGGGAGCCGCCAGCUGUGGAGCGGAUGAACACACCUGAGCUGGAGGAGGAGAAACGCCAUGGCCCCAGGAACCGGGGCCUCGAGGCCAUCAAGGGUCAGGAGAGGGUGCGGAAGAGUUCAGUGGAUCUGCGGCGAGAGAUCAUCGAUGUGGGGAGCAUCCAACGACUCAUUGAACUCCGCAAGCAGCGUCGGCAGCGCCGGGCAGAGCGGGCGGCCACCCCCGAGCCCCCCCAGCCACCUGAACCCCUGGAGAUUGUGGGUCCUGUGGAGCCAGAGACCUUCCUGCGAGCCGCCGUUCAGGGCAAGAUGCAUGUCAUUGAGAAGUUCCUGGCAGAUGGUGGCCCCGCUGACACAUGUGAUGAGUUCCACCGCACAGCCCUGCACCGCUCCUCUCUGGAGGGACACAUGGAUAUCCUGCAGAAGCUGCUGGACAGUGGGGCCACAGUUGACUUCAGGGACCGGCUGGACUGCACUGCCAUGCACUGGGCCUGCCGGGGCGGGCACCUGGAUGCUGUCAAGCUGCUGCAGGACCAUGGGGCAGACCUCAACGUGAAGGACAAGCUGCUCAGCACACCCCUCCAUGUGGCCACCCGGACCGGACACCUUGACAUUGUGGAGCACCUCAUCCACUGUGGGGUGGAUAUCAAUGCCCCAGACAGGGAAGGGGACACUGCGCUGCAUGAUGCUACACGGCUCAGUCGCUACAAAAUCAUCAAAAAGCUGAUCCUGCAUGGGGCUGACAUGAUGGCCAAGAACGAGGCUGGCAAGACCCCGACAGACCUGGUGCAGCAGUGGCAGCUGGACACUCGCCAGGCACUGGAGACCAAGGAGCAGCCACAGGGGGAGAUGGAGGUCCCUGCAUGAUGGCACCAGGAAAGGACCAAGGAUCAGGCUUGGCUCCAAGGAUGAGACUUGUCUGUGUCAAUAAAAGUCGUCAAAGAGCAGCA
Molecule: messenger RNA, 1552 nt
Organism: Chiroxiphia lanceolata (lance-tailed manakin)
Lineage: Eukaryota; Metazoa; Chordata; Aves; Passeriformes; Pipridae
Gene: ANKRD2
Product: ankyrin repeat domain 2
Biological process (GO): regulation of transcription by RNA polymerase II
Cellular component (GO): nucleus
Molecular function (GO): RNA polymerase II-specific DNA-binding transcription factor binding
Source: RefSeq, a predicted model, not a curated record